AUGUCAAGGCAAAAUUCUCCCGUAGCAAAGCGGCAAGCAUCACGCAAACGUCUCGGAGGCGCUUGCAAGGCCUGCCAUGACCGGAAAGUGAGGUGCAGCCUGGCCAAGUCUGGCCCGCCCUGCACAAACUGCUCAUUGGAUGAUAUAGAAUGUGAGCCUCGAGUUCGCAAGUCACAAAGGGGAGUUGGACCCUCUGUCGUAGGGUCUGCUCAACAAGCACACAAUAAGACGUCCGCCUCGGCUGCCCCUUCACGACAAGCGGUUCCGGGGUCAUUGAAUCUCUUUGGAAACCAUGACCAAGCAGACCUUUCCAUUACUCUUGUUCCACCACUAGAAGUAGACUUAGACGCAGGUCUGGUAACCAGUGACUCCCUUCGUAACGUCCCCGAGAACAGCGGUACCAGGAAGCUAGACGAUUUAUCGAGAGACUCAGACAGGACCCACGCCAUUGAUCCCGAGGCCUCAGCAACCUGCAAUGGAAGACCAGAUGCGUCGUGCUCCAGCAAUUAUCGCCCAUUCCAGUCGCAUUUCAGCCAUUUUGAAGAAGACGACGCGCCGAACACAGACUCUCUUCCAGCUGAUACGCCCAUGUAUGGUGAUCCCACAGGCAUUUGCGCCGUCGCAAACAUUUGUGAGCCGGAAGGAGUAGAUAGGAGCGGUCACUUUCUUCUCCCAAAUGGUAUUUUUGCCUCACUCGACCCGGAAGAUCAAGAAUACUUGCAACGCAAGGGUGCAUUCGUCUUCCCUGAAGCUCGGAUACGUGAGAGCUUGGUUCGGGCAUAUUUCCAUUACGUCCACCCGUUCUUUCCCAUCGUCGACAUCCACGACUUUCUUCCCAACCAUGAAAGCGGCACACUUGAGAAAAUUAGUACUCAUCUUUUAUGGUCCAUGUACCUCGCAGCAUGUAAUUUCUUGGAGGAGGACGUAGUUCAGGCAGCCGGAUUUACAAGUAGAAAAGAAAUGAAGCGCUCAUUCUAUCGAAAGGCAAAGGCUCUAUAUGACAUGCAACAUGAAAGAGAGAGAACCACGCUGAUACAGGCUGUGCUGCUGAUGACCUUUUACUCUUCUGACACAGAAGAUAAGACGGGCCCGUGGCAUUGGAUCGGAGUCGCUAUUGGUCUAAGCCAGACAGCUGGACUACAUCGAAACCCUCACUCCACGGCAAGCCGUAUACCUCAGCAACGCCAGAGACUUUGGCGACUUAUCUGGUGGUCAUGCGUCCAUCAAGAUGUAUGGUUCUCUGUCGGUAUGGGCAGGCCAGUGCGUAUCAACUUGGACGAUUGUGAUACCCAACUGCCAGUCGCCGCCGAUUUGGAUGCGUUAGCAUCAGGUGUUCCGGACACCCUUCGCGAAAAGUACCUUCCGGCUGCCAUGCCGGACCUAUCCGAGCUUUUUGUCCAGUUGAUAAAUCUUGCAAUCGUUCAAUCUAAUAUAUUAUCAACGCAUUACCGAGCUCGCCAGAUUAGGCCGAGUACAGCCGAUGUAAUGGAGGUUGAGAAGAGAAUUGCAACAAUACAGGGGAAAGCGCGUUGGUUCAUAAGCUCCGAGAAUCUCAUGAUUUACUAUUAUGCUUGCCAUCUGGAGCUGUUUUCACAAUCGGUUCUAACUGUCUUGUAUCGGCCUUAUCUUCUGAGCUUGUCCCACAAACAUUCAUCCGGUCUGUCUCGGGAAUGGUACUCAUCAAUAGAGCGGAAAGCUCAGGCUGCUGCUGCCGCGUUUAAUAAGACUUUGGAGGCCUUAAUAACUGCAGACAUGAUCAUGGAAUGUCAGAAUAUUAUGUCAGUACAAAACCUGAGUUCCAUAUUUCGGAUUUGCAUUUACGAAUCUACUGAAUGCUAA
Molecule: messenger RNA, 1839 nt
Organism: Clonostachys byssicola
Lineage: Eukaryota; Fungi; Ascomycota; Sordariomycetes; Hypocreales; Bionectriaceae
Source: the annotation of a GenBank genome assembly